AUGACUUCAACUGAUACUCAGCCAGUUCACCAACGUCCUAAACUAGUAUUGGGUUGUAUGGAAUUUGGUCGACUUCAACCAUUGGAUGUUUCUCAUCAGAUGAUCAAUUCUUAUAUUGAAUUAUUUAAAUCUUCCAAUGCUUACAAAUCACAAACACUUGAAUUUGAUACGGCUUAUGUUUAUGGAGGUCAAUUCGGAAUAUCUGAAGAUAUAUUAGGUAAAUUGGAUGAUAACAUCAAGAAACAAAUUUUAUUUCAUACCAAAGCAAAUGCGAAGGCAAAACAGAAUCCAUCAUUAUCGAAAGAAUCAGUAUUGAUACAAUGUAAAGAAUCAUUAGAAAGAUUACAACUGGAAAGUGUUCAUUCACCACCAUUGGAUAUCUAUUAUUUACAUGCACCUGAUCCAAAUACGCCUAUUGAAGAAACUUUAAGUGCUAUAAAUGAAUUAUACAAACAAGGAAAAUUCAAACGAUUUGGUGUUUCAAAUUAUAAAUCAUGGGAAGUAGCUGAGAUUUAUUAUAUCUGUAAAAUAAAUAAUUAUGUUCUGCCUACGGUUUAUCAAGGAAUGUAUAAUUUGAUUGCUCGUGAUGCAGAAUUAGAAUUAUUGCCAUGUUUAAGAAAAUUAGGAAUUAGUUUUUAUGCCUAUAAUCCUUUGGGAGGUGGUCUAUUAACAGGUCGUUACGAAUAUUCUCAAGGUGAUAUCAGUCAUAAGGAAGAUAUUCCUGAAGGUCGUUUUACGGCACCAGUUGUUGGUGAUCUGUACAGAGAAAGAUAUUGGAAAAAAUCAAUUUUCGAAGCUAUUGAUAUGAUUAAACAAGCAGUAAAUGAAUAUAAUCAACAAAAUCAAAGUAACUUGACAUUGACAGAAGUUGCUUUUAGAUGGGAUAAUUAUCAUUCGAAAUUAUCCGGUCAAUAUGGUGAUGCCAUUCUGAUGGGAUCAAGUAAACCUGAAUAUUUGAUUGCGAAUACAAAAUUCUUAGCAAUAGAAUCACCUUUACCUGAAUCAAUUUUAUCGGCAAUUGAAGCAAGUUAUCAACAUUGUAAACAAGACGUUGCACGUCAUUGGCCAAUAUUUAAAUAA
Adineta steineri is the source of this 1080-nucleotide messenger RNA. Lineage: Eukaryota; Metazoa; Rotifera; Eurotatoria; Adinetida; Adinetidae. The record is from the annotation of a GenBank genome assembly.